Messenger RNA from Manis pentadactyla (Chinese pangolin), 17928 nucleotides. It is a transcript of the gene ZBTB37, whose product is annotated as zinc finger and BTB domain containing 37. Gene Ontology annotation, biological process: regulation of transcription by RNA polymerase II. The record is from RefSeq and is a predicted model, not a curated record. NCBI's taxonomy places the organism in Eukaryota, Metazoa, Chordata, Mammalia, Pholidota, Manidae. Gene Ontology annotation, molecular function: DNA-binding transcription factor activity, RNA polymerase II-specific; RNA polymerase II cis-regulatory region sequence-specific DNA binding; protein binding. Bases 1032 to 2597 code for a protein of 521 amino acids. The transcript is spliced from 3 exons.
AGUUGAUUCUUGAAAGCAGUGUAUACACUUCCCUGUUUACUGAUAAGUGUGUUGUAAAUGCGAGGCAAUACUGUGAGAUUGUCAGGAUAAGUUCUUGAAGUUUCAGUUCUUAGGAAACUAGUUGUAUAAAUUUACAGAUAAAUGGAAACACACUGGACUCAAGUCAGUGUCUUCCUAUUGGACCCUGAACCAUUGAAGACUAUUGGAUGCAACUGUAGGCCUAGUGUUUUAGCUAUUUUUUAAAAAUAUUUUAAUGUAAAACUUGGCUGUACUUGGUCAAUGCUUUUUUUUUUUUUUUAACUAGGUUUGGGGAAUAAAUUUCAGAAUCAAAGUAUCACCACCUGAAAUUCCCAACUUUGGAUUUAGAUAGAGGCCCGUUUACCUAUCCUUUCCUAUUUCUAAGCGUAAACUGUAAGGUCUGUGCAUCUUGACUGAACUUUGACAGAGCUGUGGCAUUUUUCCUAACCUAAAGUUUGCCCCAGAGUCCUAAACCCACAGCAUUUUGUGAGGAGCUCUGACUCUUAAGCUUACAAAUAAUAGCUUACAUUUAUGUGGGAUAUAAGUCACAGUAAAAUAAUAAAUACAUCUCAUGGAGCAAAAUAUUAAGGAGACACCUUAUCAACCCAUUCAUAUAUAAUUACAUUUAUUCAAAAACCUUUCCUCCUCCAAAGAAAAGUUUUUACAGUAUUUCAUAUUCAGUGUGCAUAUACCUUAUCGUUAACACUAAAAAAAAAAGUAAACUAUCACAACUGCCUUUCCCCAUUCCCCCAUUCUUGUAGAAUCUGUUUUGAUGUUGCAUAGCUUUAUUAGUAAGGAAAGCCUGAGCAUAGUUUGAAUUUUUACAAGUCUCGCAAUCACAUUUUGGUUUUUAAUGGUGUCUUACUCUGAUGCCUACACUGAAAACCCAUUGGUACUUCUUUUUCAGAUCUAAAGUAUCUCUCGGGAGAUUUUUGACAUUUUAUCAGAGUAUAUUUACAUAGGUUUGAACUGGAAAGCAUGAGGGGACUGAAAUUACACUUAUUAAUAAGAAUAUGGUUUCCUCUUUCAGCAGGGUUGAAUGCCUGCCAACACCCUCAGGCAUGACCAUGGAGAAAGGUGGGAACAUACACUUGGAGAUCCCUGACUUCAGCAACUCUGUCCUCAGCCAUCUCAACCAGCUGCGCAUGCAGGGCCGUCUCUGUGAUAUUGUGGUCAAUGUGCAAGGACAAGCUUUUCGGGCUCACAAAGUGGUACUGGCUGCCAGCUCCCCCUAUUUCCGGGAUCACAUGUCCUUGAAUGAGAUGAGCACUGUCUCCAUUUCGGUCAUCAAGAACCCUACUGUUUUUGAACAACUCCUUUCUUUCUGUUAUACGGGGCGAAUAUGCCUACAACUGGCAGAUAUCAUCAGUUACCUGACAGCUGCCAGUUUUCUGCAGAUGCAACAUAUCAUAGACAAAUGUACACAAAUACUGGAGGGCAUUCAUUUCAAAAUAAACGUGGCUGGGGUUGAAGCUGAAUUAAGCCAAACAAGGACAAAGCAUGCAGAGAGACCUCCAGAGUCACACAGGGUUACCCCAAAUCUAAACCGCCCCCUUAGCCCCCGACAUAAUGCCCCAAAGGGAAACCGACGAGGUCAGGUAAGUGCUGUGCUGGAUAUCAGGGAGCUCAGCCCUCCUGAGGAGUCCACCAGCCCUCAGAUAAUUGAACCGAGUUCGGAUGUAGAGAGCCGGGAACCCAUUCUUCGCAUCAACCGAGCAGGACAGUGGUAUGUGGAGACAGGAGUAGCAGACCGAGGAGCCCGGAGCGAUGAUGAAGUUAGGGUUCUUGGAGCAGUACACAUUAAAACUGAAAAUCUGGAGGAGUGGCUCGGGCCGGAGAAUCAGCCUUCCGGAGAAGAUGGCAGUAGUGCAGAGGAAGUCACAGCCAUGGUGAUUGACACCACAGGCGAUGGUUCUGUAGGACAAGAGAAUUAUACUUUAGCGUCUUCAGGAGCUAAGGUGGCUCGGCCAACCAGCAGCGAAAUUGACAGAUUUAGCCCCUCGGGCAGUGUUGUUACCCUGACGGAGAGACACAGAGCCAGAAGCGAGUCUCCCGGGAGAAUGGAUGAGCCUAAACAGCCCAGCUCCCAGGUAGAGGAAUCAGCAGUGAUGGGAGUGAGUGGCUAUGUAGAGUAUCUCCGAGAGCAGGAAGUAUCUGAGCGCUGGUUCCGGUACAACCCCCGCCUCACCUGCAUCUACUGUGCCAAAUCUUUCAACCAGAAGGGGAGCCUGGACCGCCACAUGCGCCUGCACAUGGGGAUCACUCCAUUUGUGUGCCGCAUGUGUGGCAAGAAGUACACCCGGAAAGAUCAGCUGGAGUAUCACAUCCGCAAGCACACAGGCAACAAGCCCUUCCACUGCCACGUGUGUGGCAAGAGUUUCCCCUUCCAGGCCAUCUUGAAUCAACACUUCCGCAAAAACCACCCUGGUUGUAUACCCCUGGAGGGGCCUCAUAGCAUCUCCCCAGAAACGACUGUCACAUCGCGAGGACAAGCUGAGGAGGAAUCACCCUCACAGGAGGAGACAGUUGCUCCUGGGGAGGCUGCCCAGGGCUCUGUGUCCACCACUGGGCCGGACUGAAACAUGGAGGGGGAGGGGGCAGACCCUCUUCCCCUUUGGGCCAUAAGCAGCCAACAUCAGGGCCACAGGCUGCUGCUUAGAUUCACAAAAUGCCACGUCACUAGAUGGGAAGAUGCUCCCAAGGUGUUGCCAAACUAGAGGAUCAGCAGCAUAUACAAAAUCCCUGGAGGCUCUUCCCCUCCUCCUUCCCACCUCACACUUUGGAAAAUAACCAAGCAAAUCAACUUUCUAAUUCAGGGAUCAACAGCCUUGGUUUGUUAACUUUCUAAGAAAACAUUUUUUUAACAAGACGAUAAAUGGUCAUUUACUGCCAGUCAUGUUUGAACACCGUACCUUGGUCCAUAUCAUCCUGGUGGCUGUAACUGCCCAGAUCUGAGAAACACAGCAGGAACCUCGGUCAUCUCACUAGCCAGCCGCGAGAGAGGGGAGGACGCGUGCUGGGGCUGAGGAGAAGGAGUUGCUCCUCUCCCUUCUGGGCCGAAACAGGCAGGUGCACAUCUCAAGAAAAAAAAAGAAUCCCAGUGGUUCCUACUGUUUGAAAGGUUAGACCUUCUCUUUGCCCUGGCAAGGCAGCUGAUACUUCUGCCUGUUCUGUGUGGCAGCCGUUUGAGCAGUAUUCUGGUGGGCAGUGCCACCUGAGCACUUUAGGCAACUAGGAGCAAAAUGAGCAACAAAAUGUUGGCCAUGGGUCCUGCUAUACUUGGGGGCUUGCGUGUUGUGUUGAGGAAGAGGGGAGCCCGGAAGGAAGUGUUCUAGUUUUGCAAAUGUCAAAUAGCACAGAGCUGUACUGCAACUUCCUGAUGGGUGUUUGUGAACCAUAGUGCUUAUGUCUCUUUGGGCGUUAGGAUAUGGCUCUAGUCCAGAUUGUUAGGCUGACAACCAAAGUUUCAUCCAGUCUCUUCGGCUCCUAGUUUCAAAUAACAGCAAUAUUCUAUAUCAAAAAUGUCACUUUCCAGUGAAAUGACCCUGGAUUAUAUUUUUAAAUCCACAGGUCUCCAUAUUUGAUAACUUUUAUAUAAAGUUUUAAACACACUUUUUCUCCAAUAUUGUGGUUGGAGAAAUGGUUCUUACUACAACCACAAUUUCAUUUCCUUCUACAUAUGUAAUAGUUUGUAUUUUCAGUCCAGUAGAAGAACCUCACUAAAUCUACGUCUUGUGUCUGCUACCCUUGUAAUUUAUAAACCAACCAUCAGCAAAUUGCUGGUGACUCCAAGAGCUUUGCUUUUUAAUAGCAUACUACAGGGCAUUUACCAGAAAACAUCAUGCACAAUCGUGUCGCAAUAAAUUGAUCAAGGGAUCAGUUUUGAUCAAGUUUGGUUACUUAAUCAUUCCAUUUAACAUUUUUAAAUGUUAUGGGACCUUUUUGGUAAUUCUGGGUAUUUUUGAGAUUCUUAAUCCAGCACUGCGAGAAAGAACUUAACCAAACUCAUAGAGCUUUAGAUGCCCUGUCUUGCAUUCAAAGAAUGAAGGUUUAUUAAGGGAUGCAGGCAAGUAGAUGCUUACAAGUUACAGUGCAAAUAGAAAAAUCUCUAGCUUCUCUUAAUUAACCAUUCAUUUUUAAGAGUAUUUUAUGUAGUGGUUUAAGAAAUGCUUUGUGCAGAGGCUUAAAUGAUUGUAAAAGGUCUGGCAGAGGCUGGUCACACCUGUACUGAUGAGCCAUUUGUGAAAAUGUUAGUAGUCUGCUCUCUCACUGAGAAUUCUUUGUGGUAUGUGGAAAGGUGGGUAGAAAGAAUGGCAUUCAUUUGAUGAUGGGAAAUUAGAAUCCGAAGGGUAACUCUUAAGCGGUCUGAGAAUUGUGCAUAUACAUCCAGAUACACCUUAUCACUAGGGAAUGGUUAUUGUCUCUUCUGGAAAACAUAGAAAUGUGUCUUUUAAUAGGAAUGUAAUGAUGCUACCAUUUGCUAAGAGCCUACCCUUAAAUGGACUGUUGAAAUUGUUGUUUUGUCUUUAGAAGACACAGAUGGGGGCAUUCUCUUCUUUAGUUGGGCUACAGCGUGAUAGGAUACAAACUGUCAUCUUGGGCCAUCUUAAGGACCAGCUGUCCUCUGUACAGAGAAAAAGUGGAGUUGAAAUUAGACUAAAGUUUUUAGGGAAACAUUUUAGUUGAUAAUCAAGGCUUUCAAUGGACAGAUUUUGCCAUUACUAAAUAGGCAGGGAGGUGAGAAGUAAGGAAUAUGCUGCUUUCAAUGGAGCUUUUAAGCCUACCAAAAAAACUAAAUCCCUCCUACCUGUGAGAAGUAAUAUGCUAGGAAGUUCUUUAUUGCUUUGUUAGUCUCUUAGAGUUUCUGUGAGAAAAUAGAGCUUUUAAAAUGAUUACCAAAUUGUAAAGGUGCAGUGCAGUGAUUUCGGUAAGAAACCUUGCAGCAUUUGUCAGAGCUUCAUCCAAGGUUGGCAACAGACGAUUGGAGUGAAGUGGGAACUGUCUAAUAGAUGUGGAAAUGCUGUGAGUGUUUGAUGGGUUCCCCUCCCUCUUCACCCGCUUAUAAAAGGUUUUUGCUGUAUGAUACUAUGAAUAGAGGGCUACCUGGUUGUUCAGGACCACAUCAGCAAAAUCAUGUUUGCUGCUUCUCCUCUUACUUGGCCAAGCCCAGAGCCAUGAAAUUCAUGAAAAUUCAAGCCAGGCUCGCUUUUAAACAAAGUUUCUGAAAAUAAUUUCCCCAUUUUAGUUAGAAGAGAGAAUAUUAUUCUAAAUAAUUAUCCAAGAUUCUCACCCAGGUUCACUGUGACGUCCUAGUUCUUAGCUAACAUCACUGUAGGGUCAUAGGAGUUAGUAGUAGUCUGUCUACAUUAAUCAAUAGCUAUAUUGGUGUGUGCACAGAGGAUACCUCUCUUAAGGAUGUAGUAAACGGACCUUAGCUAAUGCUGAAAAACUCAUUACCAAAUCUUGCACGUGUCACCUUGUGAGAGGAACUGCAUUAGCAAAGAGACCUACAUCAUCAUUAAGUACUUUAAUGCCGUGAAAUAGCAAACACUGGGACUGUUGUCAUUCACUCAGUGCACUUAAUAGCAAAAGAGAUACCCAAUAUUCUCAGCAAAAGAAGAGAGAUGGCAAUAUAUUAAUCUACUUCCCUUUGGAGAGGUACCUUCUAUUCUCUCUGAACUCUGAUUCCAGUAUAAAAUACAGCACUGGCAUGACAGUAACACUGCUUAGGCAUAAAGGCUCUUUCUAAUGACUUGUUCUCUCUUUACUCAAAACCAUAUUUACCUCUGAACUGAGUUGAGUUUUAUUUUGUGGAAGUUGCAAACUACCCCCAAGCCAUUUCAUUAUACCAGAGGGUUAAAUCUAUUAUUGAAUAUGUAAAAAAUAAAUUAGUUCCUAAUGGAUGGAGAUUGGAAAGAAAGGAGAUGGCAGUUAAGGAAAGUUUUCCUCUAAUCUUGUUUUUUGGUAUUGUUAAAUGUUUCUAGCUUCCUCUGCAUCAGUGAAACAAGGUAUUCCAAAGUUGGAAUGACAAUAGAAAUAAACCAUUUUCAUCCUAACUUCAUAUGUAAAGCCAUGAAAUCUAGUUUAGGUUGGAAGUGGUCCAAUAGGAGAGUGAAAUAGUGAACUUCAUCCUUAAUAGCUGAAUAGUCCUUAAUAGUCUUUUUAAAUGGUUAGCUGUUAUUUGACACUAGUUUCUUUUAACUGGUAGAAACUACAUUUUGUUUGACUAGAAGAUCUAUAAUUUAAAGAAAUGAAAGCAGUGGGUAAUGGAAAGGAAAUUAAAUUGAACAAAGACAAAAGUUGUCUUAAUUAUAGUGGAAAGGCAUUUAAUCAGGACGGAGUUAGAAUCCUGGAAGCCUUUUUUUUCCAGGUACAACAGACCCUGUGUUUUUGUUCCUCUUCCUCAGACAUCCUUCUCAUCUGUGUACUUAUUCAUUCAAGGAAUAGCAGAUGAGUCUUCCUUGACUCAGUCUUUGAAAAUGGAGCUCUUUACUUACGCCAUAUGGGAAAGAGUACAAAUAUUGAAGUAUUUUGGUUGAUGUGAUUUAGAAAAGGGACAAGCAGUUAGUCGGGUAAAUCCCUAAAUUUGAGAGACCCUUAAGCAAAAUAUAUCCCUAGGACUUAGCAAUUAGGUGAGGGUCCAGCAAUCUACAGCCCCUGGGCAAAAUCCUAAGGCCCCUGUUUGUGUAAAAAAAGUGAUAGUGGAAUAGAGCCACACCUGUUUGUUUAGGGAUUGUUUAUGGCUACUUUCUAUAAUGACAAAGCUGAGUACUUAUGACAGAGACACAAGGCCUGCAAAGCCUGACAAUAUGUACUGUCUGGCACUUGACAGAAAAGUCUGUAACUCCAGAAUUAGACUUAAAAGAAUUACACCACCCACCCCUGUUUGUAACCCCUGCCGUUUUGCCUUUAUAGGAGUUAGCUGAGGUUUUAAGCUCACAUUGGUAUGUCUGCAUCAGUUUCUUGAAAGAGUGCACCAUCUUUUUCUAGAUCCUUUUCUCACAGCCCUUUUUGUGCACCUUCUAAUGAUUCCCAUUGCUUUGAAAGCACUUAAAAUAGGUCUUAAUAUUUGUCCAUGUCUUAAAGGUGCAGGUAAAUUAAAGUUUAGGAUGGUAGUUAUAGAUAUAAGGUAAUUAAAAAAAAAUAAUUCCCAAGCAUAAUAAUAUAGGGUUAAAUGAGUACCAUGUUUACAUAAAAUAUUGUAAAAUAUUAAUGUUUUUCUAACUAAGUUUUGCCAUUCAAGUUAACUUUAACUGGUUUGCAUAAUGAUGGCAAGAAUGAACUUAUUUUCACUAGUUUUAAAAAUUGUUAUAAACAAGUGAUUUGAUUCUUUCCUAAGUACAAUAUUGCUCUUCUAGAUUAAAAACCUCUAUCCCUUCCCUGUGCUAUAAGUCUUCAUUAUAAUUUCUUCAAGUAAACUCACUCUUCCAUGUGGAUUAGUAAAAAGCCAAAUCUUCCUUCCAUUUUUUUUUCAAAUGAAUGUUUUAAAACAAACUUCUGAGGCUUUCAAAUUCUUCUUAGACUUGUCUUCAUUUCCUGUUACUAUCUGUAAUUCUUCUCAAUAUUAUAUUGGGCCAUCAUAACUUUGCUUUGUGAAUGUUCAUUCAUACCAUUUUAUUAGCUUAUUUAUGCCAGACGUAGAAAAAAUGAAAAAUGUUAGGAUGAUUACAAAGAGAAUUCCCUGCAAAAGGAGAAUGUAAGUGCUCCCUGUUUGUAAACAAACAUGGAUUUGUGAGUUAAAUGUAUUUACCUGGGUAAUGUUCCAGGCUGUACUGAUACAGUACAGUGAGUUUGAUUCUUUGUCGUGACCUCCAGUACAGGCAAAGCCUGGGCGCGUGACCUACCUAGCCUCCUGUAAGGCACUCUUCACCAGGCAUUUUAUUCUUACAGUUGCCUUUUUCUAAGUUAGAUAUUCCUAAAUUUUAUAUGGUAUAUCAUCUGUGUAAUUGUCAUCUGUAAGGUUCCAGAAUAUUUGCCUAAGUUAGAUCUGCCUUGUCUUACAGCACUCAUAGUAAUAGUGGGUUCUUGAAAUUUUGGAGUGUGGCUUUUCUGAUUAAUUUGGAAUUUUGAUUAAUGUGGAUAUAGGACUUGUAAAAGAAAUUGGAUUUAGCUCAGUGAAUCAUCUGCCUCCAACUCUAUUUGAUGUCUUGGUAACAGAUGUUAUUUAAAUAUGAACCCAUUGAAAACAAUGGAGUUUGCCGAGCAUUAUAACUUCUUUGAUAACUGUCAAUCUUAUGUUUUGCCUUCUUUGCUUUCUAGUCUCUAUCUCUUCUUAUUCAUAAAUGGUGCUUUUCCCAGGGCCAGUCUUUUUACUUUGCAGUAAAUAGGUUUUCUUGCCCAGGACAAGCCAAAGUUAGAUAUGAGUACUUUGAAACAUCUGACCUAGUUACAUUCUAAAGGAUGUAAUUAUUGAUAAGAACAGUGAUAUCAGAACCUGGAAGAUAUCUGUACAGGCUAUCCAGUUUUGUUGUGUAAACAGAUUAUCUUUUCCCUCAACUGUGUGAGGAACAGCAAUGACUUAGAUGGUAAAUAUAUGAAGUAUCCAUUAACUUCACAGAGCAUACAUAUAUUCAUAAAUCUCUUAUGUCACAUCUUCCCCAUUCUCUAUGUAACAAAUACCUCCCAUCUUAACACAGUUAAGAAAGACCUACUAGCUCCAAUGGGAAGCUUUAAACAACAAAGCUAAGUUAUAAAAGGUAGAGCAGUAAAUGAGGAAAAACAAACACAACUUUUCUAAUGCUUGCUUCUCUUCUGUCUGCUUAACAAGUCCUGCUGAGGAGGCUCUCAGAGAGAAAUGUGUGUAGUACCUCAAGGCCAACAGCACCUUAGAAUCCUAAUUAAUCCAUAAUGCCAAAUGUCAAGGUAUCUCAUGGGAAAAUGUUUCCUAUUCCACGAAAUCACUUAAGUAAUAGGUAGCAUACAGGGGGAUCUGUGCCAGUAAGUAAUAUUGAGUGCUUUUGGGCACCUGACAAAGUGCUUGGAAUUUGCAUAACAGUUGAUUUUAGACAUAGUUUAGGUGGGGCUUCCUAUACUUGAGAGUCCUAAACCAACUUGGUUGGAGUAUAGAUGUAUGCCUUUUAAAAGCCUGCACUUUUCACUAGAGAUAAAAGAUCAAAAAGGAGAAUGAACUGCGCUAAGUGCUUUAGUGAUGUAAUUGUAGUUAAUCCUCAGAAUAAUCCUAUGAGGUAAUAAAAGUAGAACUAGAAACAGCUGACUCUGUGAGGUUUAUUACUCUGUGCUCGGUACAGUUCUGUCUGCUUCACACUUAUUAACUCAUCUACCAGUAGGACAGUCCCAGUCCGGUAGGUACUGUUAGAAUCCUCAUUUUAGAGAGGGAGAAACUGAGACACAGAGGUGGACCCAGGCAGUCUAACACUCGUAAUAGACAUUGUUGCCUUUAUAAGUAGGUGUGAUUAUACCACAUUUUACAGAUGAGAAAAUUGAUACCCCAAGGUUACACAGGUAAAUUGCAGAGCCAGAGUUACCAGUUGAUUCCAAAGUCAGGACCAUCUCCAUGAAACGUAUUGACUCUGUUUAUUUCUAAUGUGAACUAGAAUAUACAAUAGCCAGUAACUACUGAACUUUGAACUCAAGAAUGAGUGAUUGGAAGAUUUCUUCAAAAGAGAAUGCAGUUGAUCUCUGAGCAGAUGAUGAAUGGUGAAUAUUUUUGAGGAUACUGCCCAUGGAUUUAGAGUCACCCAUUUGGUAGGUCUAACUGAGUGAGUGAAUGAGUUACUACCAAGGCAGAAGUUGAAAGACAGCAUUCUUGUUACCUACCGCUGCAUAACAAACUACCCUCAACUUGAGUGACUUAAAACAGCUACUAUGUAUGUAUAUCUCUUCCAUGCUGUUGUAAAUCAGGAAUGGAGGAACGGCUCAUCUAGGCAAUUUUCUUGCUCCCUGUACUGAUGACUUAGGUCACCUCAUAGUUCAGGAGGGGGUUGGACUGGUCUGGAGUGUCCAUGAUGCUCUCUCCCUCACGUGCCUGACCCCUUGGCAGGGAGGGCUGGAACGUGGCUCAGCAGGCCUCCUCCCCUUCUCUGGAUAGUCAGGGACUCAGUUGUGGUCUCUCCAGCAGGUUAGUCAAACGUAAUUAGUUAAGUGGAAGCUCAGGCCUCCUACAGUUUUGGCAGAAGGUGCCAGUCCUCUUAAGGCCAGGCCCAGGGCUAUCUUAGAGUCACCGUCAUACACUAUUGGUUAAAGAAGUCACCAGUCAGCCCAGAUUCAAAGUGAGGAAAGGCGUUGGAAGGCAUGUCAAGGAUUUGGGGCCAUCUUCAGUCUGUUAGAGGCUUUUUUGUCUUGACACUUCUGUGUUCAUUCGUGUAGGUCAGUUGUUGAUGCCAAAGAAACCAUUUCUUAACAUCUCCUGAGGGUCAGUAAAGGAGCUAAAAGGAGCAUGAGACUAAUAACCGGGGACAGGUUUCAUUACAAUCUGCCCCCUGAGUUUCAUUUAUCUUUUAGCAAAAUUUCCAUUUUUUCUUUUGUUCCAAGUUGUGAGCAUUUGCUAGUUUUUUUCUGUGAAGCCACAGUAACUGUACAUGCUGAGCCAGAAGUAGUCUAGAGGGAGUAAAAAGCUUACUGUUGCAGAAUUUAACUUAUUAGAGAUGUCAGCUCUUCAAGUUUACAAAUAGGUGAAAACUCCUGUGGUAUGGAAAAUCUAUAUGGCCACUAAUCUCCUCCAACAGGAGUUUCUGUUGAGUGGCUAAACAUUAUAUUCCUGAGAUAAUUGAAAGUUUUACUCACAUCCUAGACCCAUCUUUACUGCCGCCACACCAUCUCUGGUGCAGUUUUGAGCUAGAAGGUGAAUAGGUUAGGUUUAUCCCAUUUUUAUUUCCUUUCAUAUGGGAAAAUCCAUUGCCCAAUUUUAUAUGUUGCUAAUCCUUUAAAAUUCACAGCUGCUACCAGCCUCUUCUCUAAAAUAACAGAUCAAUGGAUUUUUAUGAUUUUGGGGUAGAUUUGUCAGAUUUAGGAUGCUUCAUUUAAACUCCUGCUCAUUUAUAAUAGACUUCUGCCUUCAGAAGAAAUAUUGGCAGAGAAUAAAUUCUGUAAAAAUGAUUAUCCCCAAAUCAACACUUUCACAGAGAAGAAAGGUUUGUGAUUAUCCAUCUGUCCCUUGGGCACUGUGGAUCUUGGAGAAUUAGCGGUGAGGGCUUCUCGCUGGCCCUACCCAGUUAUCAUAUAGUAAAGAGAUCUCCUUCCCAGGAUCAGGCCUUAAUAAUUGCAAAUACUGGAAAUAAAAGGGGUACUUGGGACUGAACACUUAAUUAGGGCUCUACAUAAUGCUUGGAAGGGAAAAAGAAGGCUUCGGGAUUUGCAGUUGGAUAACCAUGGAUGGAAUAUUUGAGACAUUUAGGCAUCAAGAUUAGAUUUUAUCUUGUGAAAAUUAGGGCAAAUUUUAAUGAAUAAAAAUAAAUGAACCUUAACAUUUUCUUUUUGAUCCACAUUUCCAUUUUGGUGUACCUCAAACUCUGUUCUUUGUGACAAGAGAAAGCCUUUGAAAAUGAAAAUACAUUCCCAGGGAAUGAAAACUUUGAUGACAAUCUAUGGCAAUGUCUCUCAUUCUGUAUUUUAUAGCUCUUUGGGCCUUUCUCUAGAUUCUCUGUUCCUCUUAAGUUUGAAAUCAUCUGAUGCUUGCAUGAAAAUCAGGUACUGUGGUCUUGAAUUGCAAAAGUGAACAAAGUCGGAAGAAAGGGCACCUGUAAGUUGACAAAAUAUUCUUUUCAGCACCACAACUCUAAAUUAUUUCAAGCCAAUUACAACAAUGUACGUACGUGACUUAAAAAUUCCUUAAGGUUUAGAUUUCUGGUUGAGCUACAUCCUAAAGCAGAUGUUUAAGACAUGUUUGAAGCUGAUCUGCUGAGUUUCCAGUAAAGUAAUAGACUCUUAACUAUAAAGGUGCUUUAAGAGCCGCUGCAAAAAACGGAAUUACCACACAUGGAACAAAGCUUGAAAGGUGUUUCCUCUGGAGGCCAAGAUGCUAAAAUGGGUCACUAAGGAGUGUGACUGAAAUCCACCUCUAGAAUGGCUAUCAGAUAGCAGAGAGAUUUAGAAUUUAUGGUAUUUCUAAUAUUUUUACAAAAAUGGUUUUAAAUCAUGUAACUUGAAUAUUAAAAAAUGAGUCUGUUUUCUUUUUGGAAAGCUGACCCAAUAAAAAUAACACUAAUAUAAUUCAAUUGUAUAUGCAUGUGCAUUGAACACAGAGUGGUAUACUAAAGAUAGUUCAUGCAAAUAACUUCUGUGGGAAGGUUAGCUAUUUUCUUAAUAUCUUUUUUCAUAAAUCUAUGCUUAUAAAUAUAUUUACUCAUCUACUAUGACCUUGGUAGCAUUAGAAGCAUUUUGUUAGCUAUAUCAUUGAUUCUAAAAAAUCAAACACUUGGCAUAGUAGGCUAUGAGAGCUUUUUGUGGCUUUGUUUGUAUUUUGGCGAAGAAGAUUAUUUCUUGCACUUUCUAUUUAUAAGGAUGUUAUAACACAUUGCACCCACUUAGUGCAGCUGUUCUUCAGAGAGAAAACUGUAGGUGUUAGUGAAAUACAUGUUUAAAAGCUUGGCUAGUGGAGGAACCUCAGAAAACAAACUUCGCUUGUGUCUAUCUGAGAAGAGCCUGGAGUUUAACUAAAAUUUAAGUUGAAAGUAGCUGUUGGGAGAGGCAUGCCCUUGCUGCAGAUGGUAGUGUCGUGAGUUGCCAGCUGUGUGUAUGUGAUUUUAUGUAUUUAUGUGAGAAAAAGGUGUCGGAUGAAGGCAAAUAAAUCAAUGUAGAAUAGUCUACCUCCCAUUAAAGACUGAAUAUAUUCCAAGAUUGCCCUGUAGCCCUAUAAGCCGGAGGCUGGAUUCCUGAGCCACUGUCCACCCCCAUUCUCUUUUGUACUUGCUUCAGCUCCUCUACCUCUGAGCACUUGGCUGUAGCAAGCAAAUGAAAGCCAGACCCCCAAAAUACAGAGGCUGCAGUGUCUUGGUUCUUCUGGUCAUGUUCAGAUGUUAAAGUUCAGUUUUGUUGCCCAAAUUAAACAAUUUCAGAACCCUUAAGUUUAGUUCUUUUAUUCACUGGCUUCUAUUUGGCAAGAGUAGCCAGUGGAAGUGGAGUCUUUCUGUUCUUUUUAAAGAUGUACCCAGCUCCUUUUAAUGAUGUGAAAAAUAUGUUUGAAUCCUGAGGGGUUUUUCAAAUGCCAUUUUGCAGUCCAUUUUUGGGGGACGGAAUAUUAACCAUAUUUUCCAGAUAACAAGCCGUCUGCAGAUACCUUGACACGGAGGUAUAUGUGACAUGGAUUUUUGGAUGACCUGCUUUGUUUUUAUUCGCUCCAAAUAGAGGUAUUCCAGUUUUUAAUGCCAAUACUGUUAACAGUAGUGAAGGUGGCCUUGCUUGAAUGUUGUGAAUGUGAGGAAAUUCAAUUUCAGUAAUAAAAUGCCACUAGGCAGAUCACCUAAUCUUUGAAUCCAGGUGUGAAACUCAACUGAUUUGCUAUUUGGGGCACUAAUACCCUAAGUCAGGUUACCUACCUUUUGAACAUCUGUUAAGCUGAGGCAGGACUAUUAGUCUUUUAAUAGAUACCCUGGAAUGCUUUCUACCUCUUCAUCCUAAUGCACUGGCUGGUGGUAAUGUCUAAAUGGGGAUUCUCCGGUUAGGAGUGAAAAUGAGAGAGUGAUCCAUUUUCAGGUUUUUCAAGGUUGGCAUCUGUUUUUUAAGUUCUAGCUGGUAACUACUUUUCUGGUGACUGGGUAGGGCAAGCUACAGAGUGUGAAAUUCCAAGAAUUGAGAUAAGCAUUACUCAGAGAUCACAGCUGAUAGCGUCACCUCUGUCUGAAUGCAGUAUGAAAACCGUAGGGAGGUGAGGCGGUGAAAUCACGGGAAUCUGUUCACCACAGCUAUUGUUUUUUCUAACUUUAGAGUAAUUGUCAGCCUAUAAGCCAUGCUAAUAUACUAGACUCAGGAAUUAACUCCUGCUUGGCAAAAUUCUAAUUUAUCUUCUUUUUGUGUUCACAGCCUCAUCCGAGGCCUGUCCCCAGCUGUUUUGCUGUUACAAACUUUAGGUGCAGUCUUACCUAAAUUGGUAACUGUUGGCAUUGUGGCCUAGUACAGCCAAAGCGAUUUAUUUAAAAACAAAAAAGUGAGAAAUGCCUAGGUAAUUUCUUGGAAGCAUAUUAAAUCUAUGAAUCAUGGUGGGAGCAUGGAGUUUUACCUUUCUUCACGCCGGCUUGGGUGAACACGCCUUAAUGCUUUCUGUUACGGAGCUAGUUAAUCUAGGCCACUGGUUCUUCAUCUUGCUGCACAUUAGAAUCACCUGGGGUAUUUAAAAAAUAAUUGAUGCCUGGGGUUCCCUCUGGAUAAUUGCCAUCUACUCAGUUAGCUAUGCACCCUGGGCUUCGUAAGCAACCUGAAUGAUUCUGAUGGGCAGCCACGGUUAGGAAACACUCUCUAGGCAUCCCCAGUGGUCUUUGGCAGGAUAACUGCAGUCUGGUUUUCUUUUUGUCACAGGUACCUUUAUUGAUUCCCAGGCAUGGCUCUGAGUUUAAAGCUUACAGUGGGCCAAGGCUCUGGUGGUAAAAAGAUCAUCCGUUUUUCCCCAGAGCAGUUCUGGAGAGAGCUGUCGCCCUCCAUCCAGGCUUCUCUCUAUACCAGAUACAAAGUAGACAUAAGUAAGCAAAACAUAUUUUCAAAGUCUGGUCUCUAGAGUCUUCUUUUCUUUGCAUAUGUGAUUUGAGUGGAGGUUUCUCCACUCUGCUGGCUAAAACAGAGCACUUGAACUUAUUUGAAGAGCCACGCCAAGCCACCUAGGGUGAUUUCUAUUUGUAAAAUAAACAGUAGCUUUGUAACAGUUAAUGGAGAAAAAGACCCUCCCUGGGUGAUAGUGACACACAGGAUUUUAUGUGUCUCUUAGCCUGUCUUCUAAGUGAGAUUCAGUGUAAAUUGACUCUCACUUUUUCCUUAUUUCUUUGUGAAUGAAAUGCACUAGUAAGACUUAAAUGUUUUUGAAUUUUACACAAAAUGUGAAUUGAGUCAUUUUAGCAUCUGUUUUCCAGGAUGUCAAAGACCUAUCCCAAUCAUUCCCAGAUGAGGUUCCCUAUCUUGUGUUCUUCCCAUGCUAGGUAGUAAAGCUACCUGCCUGUGGCAGCCUCACAUCGUCAUGGGGUGGGGAGAAUGGUUUGAUCACCCUCGAAAAGUGAGAACCACUGUUCAAACUGACUGACUACCCAGUGAUUUCUAAUUCAUCAGACAUUUGUAUUUAAGAGCAAUGUCAGAUACAGCUGUGUCUCUUCUGAGAGAAUUCUGGGCACCACAGAAAUUUUCACUCAUAAAUUGCCUGCAAGUAAUUGAUAAUUUAAAUUUCAACUAUGUGAUGUGUUCAAGAAAGAAAGAUUGGUUAGUGCAGAGGACUGAAUUAGAAUCAGGCUCUGAAAUGUCAUCAAGAUUACAUUAAGGCCCAGCUAUUUGGUUAGCACGUAUAUACUGCAGUGUCACUUAGAGAAGAUGCCUCCUAUGCCUUAGACUUGUGAAGGUUCCCUGGUACUGGGUGGGAUAGAAAAGCAAUAGCCUUUGGAAUGUGUGUGCAUCCAGAGAGUAGCUCCUUGGGGUUUCAUCCUGAGGGACAUUGUGGAGUACUGUGAAACAUUGUUGAACUUUAUGCAAAUCAUACCGCACUGGAUUUUAAGAUUUUUGUGGGGAGAGAAGAGGAAGAUGAAAAAGUAAUGGUAAAAAAUAUAGAGACUUGUACUAUAUUUUAAGCAAGGAAUUAAACAUUCCUUAUCAGGGUUCUCUAUCAGGACUGUGAAGUUAUGUCAAGUUCUGCCCUGCUGGACUGGCUCACUGAUUCCUCUUAAACCUCUAAGAAAUCCUUUCUGAAACAGCAGAACAAAUGCUAUUCUGACUGUGGUUUCACUGACCCACUUCCCUACUCUCAACAAAAGGAAAACAUUCCCAAACUAUAGGCAAAAGAAAUGUGUUCUUAGUCCAUUAACUUUUCAUCUGCUGUGGUCUGUUCACAGUUUUAACCCAUCACAUUAUUUUGUGACCUAAGGACAGAAUUUAAAUAGAUCUCCCAGUUCAAGUCAGGACCCAGUGGCUUCCCCUUUAAAAGAACUUAAAAUUAGAACUCUUAAUAUUGGACACGCAUAAAGGGAGAAGCACAUUGGAAAACCAUGUGGGUUUCCUGGCUCCUCAUAAUUUCACAGUGGUACUCACUCACACUCUGCCUGAGAAGAGAAGUAGGCUGAGGGCUCAGAGAUAGAAAAGUCGAUGUAGCCGAAAUGUGGUUUCCUUCAGCUGGACACAGUCUGAAAGAAAUUUAUCCCAACUCUUCUCUAUGGUGCUUAUGGUGGGUGACAACUGUCCCCCAUCUCCCUGUCCCUGGCACUGUGCCUUCCCACUGGUCACUGUGAAAAGCAAAUCACACUGGACUCAGAGGCCAGAAUCCAGGACAAUUUUCCCUUCUCACCUUGAGCCCAUCACUUCUUCAUACAGCUAAUAAUGUAGCAUUUUAUUUCUCUAGAAAACUCUUGGGUUUGUCCCCCAAGAAGUAGUAAAGCAUUUAAAAUAAAGGAAAAUAGUCAGAAAAUAAGAUUCUGGUUUUAGCUAUCAAAUAAAGAGGUUGUAGGAAAACUUUACUUCCCCUCAGCUGAUACUGAUAGCAUGGAUCAACUCUGCCCACCUUCUGACUUUUUAAAGGCUGCCAUCAUGUCUGUAAGUAACAAGCUUAUCUAACAUUUCUUCACAACUUGCGAAUCAAGAAUUCAUAUAAAACAGACAAUCAGUUUCUAAAAUGUUAUCCCUGAAAGGGAAUGAGGUAGAGUUUUUAACUGUAGGAACCUACCAAUCUGUUUUUUCCCUUUGAAAAAAGGAACAUGUGAGGUUUGUGUCUUUAAUCUGAAGUGAUACUCCGUUAAAGAUGCCUCGGAAGAGUCAGCACCAGGCCGGCGUGCUCACGCCUCGGAGGGCGCUUGGCUGGGCUUGUAAGUCUGACUUCCUUAGAGUCUAUCUGCUUGUAUUAUGACCUUAAUUAUAAAUACCUAUAUAUAGGAAUAGGAUUUUCUGCCCCCCAACCCUCUUAAUAAUUAUCACUUAAGUGUAAACCACACCUCCCCUUACUCCCUUUUACUGAAAAAAAUGCACUUUAAUACCUAAGGAGAGUGGCUAUUCCUGGCCCUGAAGCCAGAUUACUUCAGGAAGAGAGCUGAGGAGGGAGUACUCUUGCCAGACCCCAUGAAAUUAUCCAGAUUCCUUAAUGUAAACACACCAAUGAUACCCAUUUUGAAUCUGUGCCCAUCCCACCACCAAAGGGAAAAAGAUCCAAAAGGGAAAAGUUCAAAAUGCAUAUCCUGAUUUUUGAAAUUUCACUGGGGAAGAUACUCAGUUAUUGUCUCAGCUGCCAAAUUGCCAGAAACUUCUGGGGUCUUUUGUGGAAGGCUGAGUUUUUGUUUUUUUUUUAAUUAGAAAGUCAAGUGAAAACACAAAAGCUGUAAGAUAAGACCCUGAUGGUGUCAUAUCCAUGUAUCAGAUUUGCUCUCUCCCUUAAUUUGACAGGCUUUCUCAGUCUCUCCUCCUGCAGAUUCUGACCUUCCCCCUGAUGACAAGCCAAUAGCUGUUGGUGGGAUUGCAUGUCUCCCAGAGCCCCAGGAGCCCUGUGGUGUCAGGGGAAGGGGAGGGUGCAAGGGGGGCGGAGACUGGGGUGGGGGGAGGAGACCAGGAGGGGUGAAGAUAAGGGUUUAAUAAACAUAUUUAAAGCAGUUUAGCAAAAGCUUUCUCGUUGAACAGCUUUAAGAACAAUGUGAAUAAAAUGUUAGCAACUUGGUUAGUAAUCUGAAAAGUCUAUUAAUGUAUACUUGAAAUUCUGUAUAAAAAUACAUUUUCCUCUUUAUUUUAACACUGUGUAAAAGAACAUUAUGCAUGUGAGUGGUCUGAGAACUAAAUGGUUUAAUACUC